Molecule: messenger RNA, 393 nt
Organism: Lachancea fermentati
Lineage: Eukaryota; Fungi; Ascomycota; Saccharomycetes; Saccharomycetales; Saccharomycetaceae
Source: the annotation of a GenBank genome assembly
AUGACUCGCUCCUCCGUUUUGGCUGAUGCCUUGAACUCCAUAAACAACGCUGAAAAGACUGGUAAGCGCCAAGUGUUGAUAAGGCCUUCAUCGAAAGUUAUUAUCAAAUUUUUACAAGUUAUGCAAAAGCACGGCUACAUUGGCGAAUUCGAAUACAUUGAUGAUCACAGAUCAGGAAAAAUUGUCAUUCAGUUGACCGGUAGACUUAACAAGUGUGGUGUGAUCUCCCCAAGAUUCAAUGUUAAGAUUAAUGACAUUGAAAAGUGGACUGAAAACUUGCUACCUGCUAGACAGUUUGGUUACGUGAUUUUAACUACUUCUGCUGGUAUCAUGGACCAUGAAGAAGCUAGAAGAAAGCACGUCUCUGGUAAAAUUUUGGGUUUCGUGUAUUAG